AGCGCGCAGCAGGAUGCUGUUAUUGAUUUAUCCAGACGGCUGUCAAACGGGAAAGAGGCUGGAAACUGGGUAUCCUAACCUAAAAUGUUCCCGAAUAUGUUGUUUCUGGUGGUAAAGAAGAAUUAAACAGUGCUUGAGGGGCUGUGAAAUGAGUGCUACUACAUGGAACUUUUUUGUCACACUUCUGUCUUCCUUACUUGUCCUAUGCAUUGCAAGAGGACCUCAUCACCCUAGGGGUGAAGUUGUAGUGAAAAGGCAUACGCACUACAGGCCGACAAAAGACAGUGAUAAAAUAACUGAAGACGAAAGUUUGCUACAUGACAAAGAACACAUACAAGAACAUCUUGAAGAAGUAGCUCCCCAAGUAGACUUGUCAAAAAUGACCGAGGAAGAAUUAGAACUGUAUUACUUUUUGUUACAUGACAGCGAUAAAGAUUCUAGACUUGAUGGAUUAGAAUUAUUAAACGCUAUCUUACACACAACUCAUCAAGGAGAUGAAGAUUAUUCGGAAAAUAGUCUGGACAAUAGUUCCAAUACAAAAACGAAUGAUUUUGAAGAGUUUGUUGAAUUGGUAGACCAAGUACUAAGAGAAGAAGAUAAGAACCAAGAUGGAUAUUUAGACUACACCGAAUACGUGGACAGUCGGAAACGAGCUCAAAAUGUCAGGGACAAAAACGUAUCUGUCAAAAUUGUGUGAUAUCAUAAAUAAUAAUACUUCCACAUGGGCGCCGGAAGAAUGAAAUU
Molecule: messenger RNA, 744 nt
Organism: Sitophilus oryzae (rice weevil)
Lineage: Eukaryota; Metazoa; Arthropoda; Insecta; Coleoptera; Curculionidae
Product: multiple coagulation factor deficiency protein 2 homolog
Exons: 4
Coding region: 149-697 (182 amino acids)
Molecular function (GO): calcium ion binding
Source: RefSeq, a predicted model, not a curated record